This is a messenger RNA of Dujonia railenensis, 2907 nucleotides long. Lineage: Eukaryota; Fungi; Ascomycota; Pichiomycetes; Serinales; Debaryomycetaceae. The record is from the annotation of a GenBank genome assembly.
AUGAGUAGCACUUCAGGAGAAGUAUUUACAGGAGGCGCCACCACGUCGCAGCACGUCGAUGCUGAGAACGAGGACCAUUUCGAGAAUACGACUUUCAAGCUCAAGAGAACGAGGUCUUUGGGGUUGUUGGAUGAGUUUAUUCAGCCUACAACGCCGGCCGAUGGGGGAGACAAGAGCGAGGAGCCCCAGCACGAGGAGCUCCCAUCAUCAAUCCAGGCGCAACUCCUCGGCCAUGGACACGAUGAGUCUCAUUCAUACGACCAUGCUCCCGCAGCAGAAGCAGCUGACGUUGAUUUCGACGCUUCCAAGAACGAAAAUGAAAAAUGUGUUGAUGCCAUCAUUGAAGCCCCCAUGCAUAUAAAGUCUCCAGAAAUGUUGCCCCACGACGACACCGAUAUUAAGGAGGAGCCAUCACAACACGUGGAUUACCUUUCACAUCAGUGGGAUGUGUCGGACAUAUCGAAGUCUUGGAGGUAUAUCAUCCAGAAAAGGAGGGACGUUGCUGAUUCUGCCAGGUUAGAAAAUGCUUCGUGGAGAACGUGGGCCCAGAGACGAUCGAACUUAAAGACUAUAUCGCCUGAAGCGGUGAAUUGGUCCAAGGAGAGCGACGUUACAUGGCUAUAUGGACCUAUAUUGAAGGAUGACGAACAUCAUUCGCACGACGACGACUUGGAUUCGCAUAAGAGAGUGACUACGGCGACUAGUGCUGUUGCUGGGGAUAUAUCUUUACCUUCUUCUAAGAAGCGUGGCCCUAAGCCUAUCUUAAAACGUAGGACCGUUCAAGAUAUGAUUAUCAGUCAUUCUAACCUUUUAAAAUUACAAUUGGCCACGCAAAGGCUAAACCAACAAAAGGAGCAGAAGAGAGAGUUACAGCGGAAACUCUUAGAACAACAACAGUAUGAAAAGUCCCAUCAGAGGAAGAACCUGGAUAAUCAGGCACCAGAUUUUGAUGACUAUGAGGCUAUUUCUGCAAAGUUGAACUCCCAGUAUACCAAUUCGAGAAACAAUCUGAGUGUUAGUUUAAAAGGCUUGAAUACAUCCCCAAAGAAAGUAGAUUCACCAAGUACUAUUUUGAAUUCCGACAAGAUAGAAGAAGUGAAUGACAACGGAGGCUCAAGCAUACAUGAUUCCACUCAGUCCACUGAAGCCAUUCCUACUACCACCACCACCUAUACCGAUAAAAUUGACAAUGAUAAUGAUAAUGAUAAUACAAAGGAAACUAGUAGCAUAGUCGAGGAACCCCAGGCGACGCCGAUGUCUGAAACAUCCAGCAAAGAAAACAGACACAUUCAUUUUAGUGAUGUAGUUCAGCAAUGUAUCUCGAUUGAACCAUACAGCGAAGACGAAGAUGAUGAUUAUUAUGAAGAUGACUCCGAUGCAUAUGAAUACGACGAAGAUGCUGGUGAGGACUACAUAUACGAAGAAGGGCCACAUCAGGGGAAACGAGAUGAUGACGAUGAUGACGAAGACGAUGAUGACGAUGACGAUGACGAAGGGGGAUUCUUCUUAAGAGUUCCAUCAUCCGCAAGCUUGUCGGCGGGUCUUCCUGGAAUUUCUAUGUCUUCAGGGGAAUCAUCUGGAACAACAGAAAAUUCAGUUGGCGGUGAAUCGACACAAGCAGCAUCAGCAACUUCAUUAAAUGACAACGCCUCAGUUUCCUCUGGGGACAGUGUUAGAACAAUCCAUAUGUUGCCCCCAACCACAUUGAAUCAUGGCUCCUCAGAUGAAGAAAGUGACGAUGAUAAUCCAUACACCUCUAGUGUAUCGCACUAUGUUAACAAUGACAGUAGCAGAGGUUAUGAUUACCACUAUGAUUAUAACACCGUGUAUACCGUGGAUCCAAACCAUGCCAUAUUGGGUACUCAGAAUCAAAGAGCACCAGAUGUAGUUGAUGUGCCAGAGGAUAUUGCAUUGGGUUCCAAUUUUGAUUAUGAACAAAUUGAACAUCAAGAAAAUUCAUUACCUAUAAUUGAUCCAAAUCUCAUAAACAACAGUAAUUUGAAUAGAGUAGCGGGAAAUGAAAAUCCGAACACAUUGUUUUCAACAGAGGACGAUUAUUCAGGUUCAGACUCAGACUCAGACUCAGAUGAUGGAUUAUCCAUUGGGACCAAAAAUUCAAGUCAUUCGUUAGCUCAACUGGUAUUUGGGGGAGGAAUGACCAACCAUUUCAAUAAUAAUGCAACAACUGAUAAUAAAGAUAACUCAAUUAAUGCAACUAAUGAUAAUAAUAAUACUAAUAAUACUAAUAAUAAUAAUGCCAACUUCAAUUCAAAUAAUAAUGAAAAUCAAGGAAUCAACAAACAACCUACGUCAUCAAGUUCACUCUCUGAACUGUUUUUCGGAGGGACAACCGGAUUCACCAAGCUGAAGGGAUCUCAGAGUGCACUUUCUGAUCAAUUUUUCAAUCUCAGCAACAACCACAAUAACAACAGCAGUAACAAUAACUACAACAAUUACAGCACAACCUCCAACUACAAUAAUGUCGCUAGGAGCAGUAAUUCUCCAAAUUACAGCAAUGAACAAAUUGCCCCAACACAACGCAAGGCAUCCCCGCUACCACCACAGACGACAUCUGCGAAUGCGUUUCUGGGGAACACCACUCCACCUCAAAUAAUUCCUAGUAAUAACAGUAGGAAUACAUUUUUGUUUGAUUCUGAUAGUGACUCUGAAGACGAAUUUAUCGAAGAUGUCACUCCGCAGAAUACUAACAGCGGUGCUGAAAGCUAUGCAGCAUUGUCCCAUGUAGCAGGUGUAAAUGGGAUUAGAAGUCCGUCGCCAGAUGUAGGAGGAGGUGCUACCAAUGAUCAAGUCAGCCAUGGCGGGAAGCUCGUGGGACAAGCCAAGGGUCUAGCAAAUCACUUUCUUGGAUCAUGGAAGGGUAAUGGAGGAAGUGUUGACGAACAGUAA